This is a messenger RNA of Eucalyptus grandis, 4902 nucleotides long. Its product is annotated as putative lysine-specific demethylase JMJ16. The record is from RefSeq and is a predicted model, not a curated record. The coding region runs from base 152 to 2446 and encodes 764 amino acids. Gene Ontology annotation, biological process: chromatin remodeling. Gene Ontology annotation, cellular component: nucleus. The transcript is spliced from 7 exons. Gene Ontology annotation, molecular function: histone H3K4me/H3K4me2/H3K4me3 demethylase activity. Lineage: Eukaryota; Viridiplantae; Streptophyta; Magnoliopsida; Myrtales; Myrtaceae.
UCAUUUUUCUUCAUUCGCAAGCUCGUAAUCCCGAGCUGUGUUGCCUCUUUCACUCUUUGUUAUUACAAUUCGAGCUUCUCAUCGUUCGUGUCGUAGGCGAAUGUCCCCAAUUUUCAAAGUUUUUGAGUAGGGAUUUUGGGCUAGUUCGUGAAUGAAUUUGUGCUGGUUCGUGUGGGAUCUGAAAUUGAGAUCCAACUUCAAUGGCAAUUGGCAGAUGGGAACGAAACGUCCGAAACCUGAAGACCUGUCGGUUCCGCCGGGUUUCGCGUCUCUCACAUCCUUCCUUCUCAAGAGGGCCCAAGAGGCGGAUGCUGAGCCUGCCGUCGCACACGCCUCCACCAAUCGCAGACCUUGGGUGCUUCACCAUGAGAGCGGAACCCGUCACGGUGCACGAGAUUCCGACUCAGCGAAGCACGAGGCGGAGGCGGAGGCGGUUGUGGUACAAGCUGGAGGGGAUUCUGAAAAUGCAAUAACUUGUAUCUUUGAGGAGGCUCCUGUUUUCCGACCGACUGAAGAGGAAUUCAGCGACCCCCUUGCGUACCUGACAAGCUUACACCAGAGAGCAGAAGCGUAUGGGAUCUGUCGUGUUGUUCCUCCCCCUUCUUGGAAGCCUCUGUGCCAAUUAACCGAGAAAAACAUAUGGGGAAGUGCUAGAUUCAGGACUCAAGUACAACGACUAGAUUUGCUGCUAAAUACCCAUUUGCCAAGGGAAACAGUUAAAUGUAAUGGAAAUGCUGACUGUAAAAACCAAAAUAUCUUCACAAGGCACCCUUGUGAAGAUGGGUGCCUUUGUACCGAAGGCAUUCAAUGGGAAUGUGGUCCGGAAUAUACUCUUGAAACUUUCAAGAAAUAUGCCGAUGAUUUUCAGGAAAACUAUUUCCUGAAAAAGGAUUAUGAUAUGAAGUCAGAUGAUGAUGUGCAGAAUAUUGAGUGUGAAUAUAGACAGAUCUGUGAGAAUCCUACCAAUAAAAUUGAGGUGUUAUGCAGCGAUGAUUUGGAUUCUAGAACUUUUGGCAGUGGAUUCUCUUCUACCUUUAAUUCUGGGUGGAACCUGAAUGAUUUACCAAGGCUUUCUGGUUCUCUUCUUUCUUUUGAGAGCUUCAGUACAUGUAGUAUUUUGGCACCUAAGCUACAUGUGGGUAUGUGCUUUGCAACAAGUCUCUGGAAAUGUGAAGAACACUGCUUAUAUUCAGUAUGCUAUACGCAUAUUGGUGCUCCAACAAUUUGGUACUGCAUCCCAGACAGAUAUCGUGCUAAGUUUGAGGCCAUUGUUAAGAAAUAUUCCAUGGAGUUGCUAUCCGUACAGCAUGGGUUAAACGUGUUUUCUCAUAUAUCCCCAUCAACCCUGAAAAGCCAGGGUAUACCUGUCUACCGUUGUGCUCAGAAUCCAGGAGAGUUGGUUGUUAUUUUUCCAGGGGCGUAUAAAUCAGGAUUUAGCUGUGGAUUUAACUGUGUGGAAUCCGUUAAUGUUGCUCCUCUUGAUUGGUUAUCUCAUGGACAGAAUAUUGUUGAACUUUAUCGUGAGAAACGGAGAAAGACAAUGAUUUCCCAUGAUAAGCUGUUGCUUGGAGGAGCUAGGGAAGCUGCAAGGGCGCAAUGGGAACUUUUACUGUUGAAAAAGGAGACUGCAGAUAACUUAAGGUGGAAACAUGCAUGUGGAAAAGAUGGGAUCCUGGUCAAAGCACUCAAGUCACGAGUAAAAUGGGAGAGUCUAAGGAGAAAAUAUCUUUGCAACUCUUCACAGUCAAAGAAAAUGGACCAGAACUUUGAUGCUUCAAGUAAGAGAGAAUGCGGCAUAUGUCAUUUUGAUUUGCAUCUUUCUGCAGUGUCCUGCAAAUGUUCGAGGGACAAAUAUUCAUGUCUAGAUCAUGCUACACAAAUUUGCUCUUGUGCUUGGACCAAUAAAGUUUUCCUGUUCCGCUAUGAGGUUGGUGAGCUGAACCUCCUUAUUGAAGCUUUGGAAGGGAAGCUCACCGCUGUGUACAAAUGGGCCAAAGCUCUUGGGCUUGCUUUUAAGACUUCCACAGAAGAUCUACUGGUGAGUUCUGUUCUUGUAAGCAAGUCCACCUCAGACGCUGAACCAACUGAUUCGGGACAAAAGGUUAGCACAAGUGCAAGCAUCACCUCUAGAGCUCACAUCAAGGCUGAACUGAAAGUGCAUUCACACAGACAUAUCAUCGGUGUUCUAUCUGAAAGUGCAAGUGUAUCAGUCUCCUCGGACUCUGAAGAUGAGAUAACUAAUUUUGUAUCCCAUUCUGGGGUGAAAGCUGCAGAAUCAAAUAAUGAUAUGGCAUCAACCAAACAAAGCAUUGUCGACAGUCCUACUUCAACUGUGAAGAAAGCACCUUCUUUUGGCAAACUGGCACCUGGGAAACUAAUGGCAAAGGAUGCUAGAUCUUGUUCACCACUCAAUGUCAUUGUGUUAAGUGAUGAUGACAAUGACUAACACAUCUUUGGUCAAUCAACUGUGCUCUUCCAGAAGUAUACAUGGUCUGCAUCUAAAUGUUGUGUGUUAUAGUAAACUCUUUUGUUAUACCAGUGUUGGGUAUAGAUCAUGCCAAAAGAAGUCUUGCAAGAAAUGUUUCAGCUAGUCUUGUUUAUAGUCUGCAACUAAGUGCAAAUCUGUAAGUAUAAAAUGCUUGAGAUUUUUUUUUUUCUAGAGUUUUUAUAUUGUCACUCUAUAAUCCUGGAAGAAUGCUUAUGCCUUACUUUUUUCUUCUUUUGUCUUGAAUACUCAUGCUUUAGUUAUAUACUACGUCUGUAGUAGGCACCUUUUGGUAAUAGCUUACUCCCAGCUUUGUCUUAUUGUUGACAAGUACCUUUAAUUGUGUAUUCUAAAUUUCUGGUAACUUCCACCAUCUUAUUGCACUAUGUUCAUCAAAUUAUAUGGUUGAUAUCAUACUUGGGUUGUGGUUUUUGACACAGGAAUUCUAGAUAUGAUAAAGGUUGAGGAAGUUCAUGCCAAGAAACUCCUACUACACCUACCAAUUUAAUUGCUGCGAUAUUGGAUGAUUUGCAUGUGAAGAUUCGCUCAUGAAUCUUUGGAGAAGCAUAUCAAAAGGUAUGAGAUGUUAUGGAAGUAAAGUGAGGAAGAAAUUAUUAUGAAAUUGAUGAAGGAAGAUGAGAUGGUGUAUUAUUGAGGAGUGCUUAAUAAAGUGGAGAAUUAAAAAUUUGACGAUAGAUAGAAUUGAUCAGAUCUGUCCAAGAAUCGCUAAGAGUAUGGCAUGAGAGAUGGUACCUUACAAAUGGAAAAGGUUUGGUUGAGUAGUCUGACAUUUAAUUUGGACCCGACAGGUUUCAUGCUUAAACAGAACAUCUCUUAAUAAAUGUAAUCUUAGAUACCCUGUGAUGAUAGGAGUCUUAACUGAUGAACAGGACAGGGAGGCUUCAUGCAUUGAUGGAAUUAGUUUAGUCAAAAGUGUGGUUAUCCCAUGUGAUAAAAAGUUGGGACCCUGGGAUUACAGGAUAUAGUGUUCGAAGUUAUGCCAAUCAUUGAAGUUUCUUGAAUUUGGUCAGUAUUUCUGGCUAUCCAUUAUUGCACAUCAAUCGCUUAUGCAAUUAAUAAGUUCAAAUUGCCUUUUCUUUGGCAGCAUGAAUUGCAGUAGUUAAUAAGUUUUUUGCUUCAACUAUAUCAAGAAAUUAUUGCAUUAACUAUUUAGGCUAUCCUACUUUAGUUUGGUUACUGAUGGGCCACUUUCAGAUUGUGUGGCUGUUUUUCCCAUAAUCCUUCUCUCUGUCACUGCUUCAUCACACUAAUGAAUAACUGAUAUGUUUCUUUGGCCCAAGAAUUUCUCCUAUUUUGGCAACAUGACCCAGAGUUAUUUUCUUUUGUGAAGAAUUUUCUUCUCUUGUAGUCAGUUCUUCAUAGGAUGCUUUAGAGAAUGCAUGAAUUGAAAUCUUCAUUGAAUUUUAUUUUUCUCUCAUGCUCUGUGUUACCUUAUGAUGUACAGGAGUAGCUGUGAUAUUGAAUGUUCAAGAAUCAGUCCUACAUGUACAAAUACUGACUGAAGUAAUGGUUUUGCAAAUUAUUAUUAUUAUUAUCAGUAGUUUAUUUUAAUUUUUUUCCAUUUGCUUAGCAGCUUCUGUUAGUCUUUACUCUCAUCUCAAAUCAAGUUUGGGUUGGCUGGUCUGCAUGUGCAUAGUGAUGCAGCCAACAAAAUCAUUGAUGAUUUUUUUUUCAAAUAUUGCUGUUUCUACCAAUAUCGUUUUGUUUAUGAUAGACUUUGCAACUCAAAUAAGAGCCCUAGAAGGAUUAAAAUUGGGAGUACGAUUUAGAAGAGUCGAUAAAUAUUGUCAUAAUUCUCUCUCCAAAAAGUUGAAAAAAUGCCAAAUUUUGCAAGUAUUUGCUUUGGGAUCGUGUGAUGCAAUUUUUCUUUUCAUGUGAUGCUUAGGAAACUUUGGGUGUGAAGCCUCAUUAUUCUUUAUCAGGCAACUCAGCGGUCCUACAUCAUAAAAUAUCCGGCUAAUCCACAGAACACUUGCUUCUUCAUUUUGGUUUUGCUCAACAUUCUAGCAUCUCAUUCUCAAUUCUUCUGGUAUAUAUAAAUUCUGCUGAAGCCUGUUUUAAGUUUGCUUCAAUGAUGCAGAUUAUGUUCUUCUCUCCCCAAAUUAGCUUGGACUGUUGCUCCUCUUUGCCUCAUAUGGUGCAUUCGGAAGGAUUAUAAUACAAGACUCUUUGAUGGAUUCAAACCUUCUCUUGACUCCAUCCUUGCUAAUUAAGUGUUAAUGACCUUCAUGUUCCAAUCCUUUGGGAAUAGGGUUAGCCUUAUUACUUUUUCUUACUGUUCUUGUAUAUUCCUGACGUACUCAAAACAGUUUUUUUCUCUCAAUAGAAAAAUUAUCACUUUACCAAAGAAACAAGAGCAAACAUUUUGACUUUCGACUGGUUGAACGUUUCCAGAA